This is a messenger RNA of Amphiprion ocellaris (clown anemonefish), 2881 nucleotides long. RefSeq lists its product as uncharacterized. The record is from RefSeq and is a predicted model, not a curated record. Bases 280 to 2184 code for a protein of 634 amino acids. The transcript has 14 exons. NCBI's taxonomy places the organism in Eukaryota, Metazoa, Chordata, Actinopteri, Pomacentridae.
CUGCUUAAAAAUCGAUUUUUUUUUCUCUGAAAUUGUCUCUUUUUUGUAAUAAUUACAGCCAAACUGAGAAUCCUGACGGUAAAGAACACCUCUUACAGUCUAGUGUAAUUGUAAAUUUAAGGUUGGCGGCUUAGAUAUUAGUGUAAAAUUUUAAAUAAACGUAUUUAGCUAGCCUAGCAGUUAGCCGACUUAGCAUUAGCUGCCGCUAGCUUCUUGGUAGCGUUAGCUUGUUUUAGCUACUUGUUAAACUUUUUGUUGGAUCAAGGAGGUACAAGGAGGAUGAGUGGAGGCAUCCAGCAGUCGCUGUUUUUCCUCGGACUUCCAGAUCUGAAGAAGUUGGUCUGUGUCACUCUGAGUCUUCAGGAUGAGGACGAGGAGCCGAGGAGCAAACAGAUCAAGACCUGCAGGGAGCUGCUGCUGCUGUUCUCUGAGGUUCUGGCUUCUCCAGCUCUGGACUCCUUCACCGACAUCACAGUGGUCAUGGCUAUUUCUUUUUUCCAGAGAGGAAUCCUCCAGAUGUUUGGAAUCAGACACAGACUGCAGCUGGGCUCUCCGCAGUGUGUGUCUCCAGGUGUCCUCCAGUGUUGUGUGUCCUUCUCUCUGGUCACCAGGUUGUCUCCCAGCUGGAACAAAGCAGGACGCUACCUGAUCUCAGGAAAAGACUUCCUGACUGAAGGAGGGAGGCUCAACGCUGUCAGUCUGGAGCUGAGCACCAGCGAGGGUCAGCUGUGCAUCAGUGUUGAAGCUAAUGCUGUCCGACUGCCUCUGACUACACUGGAGGACUUCGACCUGCCCCCGCUGGUCCUGAGGAGGUUCUGCAGCGAUCCGGACUCCGUCCUCGACCCCACUUCCACCGGAGGAGCCCUGUGGUGUCACGUCCUGCCCAGCAUGAAGAAAGGUGAGAUCAUCAGCAUCAGCCGCCAGCUGCCCAGAGAUGGACCGUUCAGCAGCUACAGGGAGCUGCAGAACCACUGGAACCGCCUGUAUGGUUACAGACUCCCGGAGCUGCCGGAGCAGGAGGUGGUUUACUGCAGCAUCUACUUCAGGCUGGUGGGACAGAAACUCUUCACAUACCCUCUGAGCUGCAUCCGCCUGCAGCCGGUGCAGCGCUGCCCUGGGCUCGACCUGCAGGGGGCGCUGGCCUCCUUUCAGACCGACAUCAGGGCUCGACUGCUGACUGUGUGCGGCUUCCCAGCAAGACUGAGCAGCAAACCCUGUUUCCACACAGUCGGCCUGAAGACGGCGGCAUCUCUGCAGGUGUUGGACGUUGGGCAGAUCAACCUCUCCACCUCCACCAGGCCGGUCCUCUCCCAGCUCCCUGCUCCUCCUCCUGCCCAGCCCAGGAGGCCCUCCUUUGGAUCGCAGCCGCCGGCCUGGACCCCCGUCUCCCAGCAGGGCGGAGCUGUGCGUCAUGGAAGUGGAUUUCAGAGCAGAGCGACGCAGGCUUUCCUGCCGCUCUUCCAGCCAGCUUCAUCCCUCACCUCCUCCUCCUCCUCCUCGGGUCUCCCUCCUCCUCCUCCUCCCCCAGUAAACCCUCCUCCCAAACUGGUUCCCAUCUUCAGGAACAAAACUCCAUCGUGUCACGUCAAUGUGGCCCUGCUGAGGCUCCAGGAGCAGAGGGAGCAGCUGAGCAGAGCAGCACCGAGGGUGACGCUACCGGCCGUCGGUAAGAAGACUCCCACCGCUCCUCCCCUUCCUCCUUCGUCCCUCCCGGUUCGUCCUCCACCAACCGUCCCAAACUUCAGCCGUCAGCCCAAAGUCAAACGCAUCUCCAGCCUCAGUGCUGCUUCGAGGCCCAAACCGAGCCUCAUCGUCGCUCUGAAGGCGGACGUCAAGAUCAAACCCGAGUCUGGCUCCAGAACCAGCCAGCAGGUUGCCAAGGAAACGCAGGAAAAAGCAAAGGAACGACAACCAGCAACUCAACCUGUGACAUCUGCUGACUCUACCCAAAUUACCAGAAGGACCGAAACGACUGCAAAACAGAAAGUCACUUUUGACGUCAAACCCAAGAAAUCCAGAUCUGCAGCACGAGACGUGGAGAAAAUGGCCCGAAGCAACCAGCUGUCCAGGCUGAACUGUGCCACUCUGCUGCUCUGGUUGAAGGAGAGACGAGUUUCUGUCGGAGCCAAAUACAAGAAGGAGGACCUGAUGCUGAAGGUUAUGAGCUUCCUCGCCGAGGCCUAACUCACACUAACACACUAAAACACACACUAAAACACACACUAAACACAUACUAACACACAUUAACAUACUAAAACACACUAAACACACGCUAACACACUCUAACACACCCUAAUCUGUCUGUUUAUCUCCUCUAACUGAGCAGUUUCUCCAGAGUUAAUUCUGGCGUCAGAUAAAGUCCAGCAGAGACUCAGAGAACCACAAAGUGAAAUCUGAGCUGAUGGAGGUUUUUUCUGGUUCACUGAUGUCGCCUUGGUUCCAUUUUUCUGGGUUGUGAAGUUUCAGACUGUUCAUUAGUUUGUUCAAAGUGUGAUUUCUCUUUCUCUUUAACGUCUCCUGAUGUUUCUACGGCGACAGGUUCAAGGUUCUGCUGUAGAAAUGAGUUUUAUUCCUCUGAAGUUUUAAAUUAUUCCACGUUAAACAGUCGGUAAAAUAUGUGUUGUUCAAAAAAUGUUAAUGUUUUUUGUUCAGGAAUGUGCAGUUCUAUUUAUUUACUGUAAAGAUAAUUUAAAAAAUAACUGAUUGAUUAAAAGCUAAAAUGUGCAGCUAGAUGGUUUAAUAAGUCUUCAGUUGUUUGUGUGUCUUACGUCUGCAGGGCUAACCAGAGGUGAUCGAUCACCUCAGAAGAUGAACCUCGAUCACCACUGAGGAGAUCAGUGGUUCAUCCUCAUUUUAUUCACAGGAAUUAGGCUAAUCUCGC